Molecule: messenger RNA, 2195 nt
Organism: Hemiscyllium ocellatum (epaulette shark)
Lineage: Eukaryota; Metazoa; Chordata; Chondrichthyes; Orectolobiformes; Hemiscylliidae
Product: protein FAM118A-like
Exons: 11
Coding region: 494-1588 (364 amino acids)
Source: RefSeq, a predicted model, not a curated record
AUCGUUUGAAAAGAGCUCUGCGUGACAAGUGACGUUUGUUUGCUUGUGUCCUCGCGCUGGUGCUCGGGAGUGGGGGAAAGCAACCGCUGUUGCUCGAGCGGGGCAGGGGACUCAACAGCCGGUUCCCAAACAGCGUACAGCCUGCUUUGGACACUUAUACCGGGUUUUAGAGCAGCCGACAAGAACACGCACUCAAGUUGCUCUGUCACUUUUGUUUUAGUUGGCAAUACACUUCGUAUUUCUCUUGUGGAGAAACAGGGAAAGGGCAGCACAAGGCUUUGCAACUGCUUUGUUCGUUUCUUCGAGCUUCCGCCCUUCCGAGUUCACACUGCUGAUUCCGAGGAAGGAAACAAAUGCAGGGAUAGAAAAAGGAAUAGGGAUAAACUGAGAACCACAGACACAUACAAAGAUUAAGUACGCAUGGAUUUAGUUAAUCCUUCUCGAAACUUUGAGCAGAAGUCCAGGCAACCAGCUACUCCAGUAGCUGGAGCACAUGUUACAUUGUGUCUCAUUGAGAACACUUGGUGCUGUCACUACUAGCUUUAACUCUCUUAAAAGGAAGUUCCUGAAAAGUCUGACCCGUAAAGAACCUUGUGAAUUGCUGUUGGUGAUUGGAACUGGAGUGAGUGCUGCUGUUGCACCACAUAUACCUGCACUGUGCUCAUGGCGAAGUUGUAUUGAAGCAGUAAUCAAUGCAGCAGAAGAUCUGGAGGUGCUUCAUCCUUCUGAUAUUACGGAGUUUCGUCAUAAGCUAACAGAAGAUCGUGACCUUCUUGUGCUUGCCCAUGAUCUAAUCCGGAAAAUGUCACCACGUACAGGAGAUACCAAGCCAAAUUUUUUCCAGGAUUGUCUAAUGGAAGUGUUUGAUAAUCUUAACUGUCACAUACAGAAUCCUAUGCUCUUGGAUGCUAUUCUUCAAUUAAUGGAUAGGGGAACAAUGGUUCUCACCACUAAUUAUGAUAAUCUGCUUGAACUCUUUGGUCAACAGCAAGGCAAACCAAUGGAAUCUGUCGACUUGAAGUGCAAGGACAAGGUGGUUCAGUGGGCCAGAGGACUACAAAAAUAUAGUGUCCUUCAUAUACAUGGACUAUUCACGGAUCCCUGUGGUCUGGUAUUGGAUCCAUCAGGAUACAAGGAUGUAAUGCAUGAUCAAGAUUUGAUGGAAGAAUUUCAGGAGCUGUACCGUACCAAGUCAUUUGUAUUUUUGGGCUGCGGAGAAACUCUGCGUGAUCAGAUCUUCCAGGCACUAUUUUUGUAUUCUGUUCAAGACAAAGUGGAUCUGGAACAUUUUAUGCUCGUGCGAAAGGAUAGCCAUGAUCAUUUCUUUAAGUUGCAGGCAGAGAUGCUGCUGCAUGGGAUUAAAAUAGUAUCCUACGGAGACCGAUUUGAAUGUAUGCCUCAGUAUUUCCAUGACUUGGUGACACAGAUUUGCAGGAGGAAGAGCCCAGAUGGUUCUUCUGCAGAUAGUACAAGUCCAAUACUAGGAACAUCUUGUUCAGAUUGUGUAAAGCGGAAACAAGAAGAAAAUGGUGAUGUAACUCAAAAAAGGAUCCGAAAAGCAAACGAUACAGAUUAUGGAGGACCAUAAAUUGUCCCAAUAAAGCACCUUCACCAAAGUGCCAUAUCCCAAUCCAUGAUGUUGGAUGCAUCGAAAUGGGACUGAAAACCUUUAUUUGUAUCAGCACAAGUUGAUUGGUAACUCCACAGAAUAAAAACAGUACUUUGUAACUGUUGAGCAGUUGUUACAACCAUUAAAUGCAAUCAGUGGCUCUCUUGCAUUCAUGGACUUAACUAUUUAUUGUGGUGCCUCGGGGGAAAAAAAUGUCUGGACGUUGCUGCUCUUUUAUCAAGUGUGACUUGGUGAGAAAAAAUCCAGAUAUAGAACACAUUUGUUUGAAAUUUGUUUCUACUAAAGUAACUAUUUUAAAUGUAUGAAUGUUGGAUGUUUUGUUCACUGAAAAUCUGUUCAAUGUGUUAUGUAUUAAAUGAGGGAAAAUUAGCCUUUCGAUGCUGAAUAGUAGGUACGGAGGGCAGCUUGCCCUAUUGAAUUGUAUAUUCUGGUUGAUUGCAGAAGGGAGUGAAUAUGAUAAAGAAAUCUGGCAUACUAUUCUGCUCUGCUCACCAGGGUAUAAAUGUAUAAGCUUGUAAAAUGGGAAUUAGAUUGUAAACAGUGGAUAAAAGAUUGAAAAAUACCA